Molecule: messenger RNA, 1266 nt
Organism: Alosa alosa (allis shad)
Lineage: Eukaryota; Metazoa; Chordata; Actinopteri; Clupeiformes; Clupeidae
Exons: 3
Coding region: 1-1266 (421 amino acids)
Molecular function (GO): GTP binding
Source: RefSeq, a predicted model, not a curated record
AUGACUGUUGGUGAACAAAAUGUGGAAAAUAAUCAAUUAAAUAAGACAAUCUUAUUUGUGGGUGAAACAGGAACGGGGAAAUCCACUAUUAUGAACAGUCUGCUCAACUACGCCAUGGGAGUGGAGUGGGAGGAUGACAUCUGGUUUGAGAUCGUAGAGGAGGAGAAGAAAGCUCAAGCAGAAAGUCAGACAUCAGAUGUGAUUGUGUACAAGAUCUUUGGGUUUGAAAGCAAAACUCUGCCUUACUCUCUGACCAUCAUCGACACACCUGGGUUUGGAGACACCAAAGGGACAGGAACAGAUGACAUCAUCAGUCAGAGACUAUAUGACUGGUUUAGAUCAGAAGAUGGAGUUAAAGAAAUUGAUGCAGUGGCUCUGGUGCUGAAAGCAUCAGAAAAUAGAGUGAGUGAUCGACUGAUGUACAUCUUUGAUUCUGUCAUGUCUCUGUUUGGAAAUGACAUGGAGGAAAACAUCAUAGCUCUCAUCACACACUCAGAUGGAAGGACACCUACAAAUGCCCUGAAUGCUCUUGAAACUGCAAACAUUAAAUGUGCCAAAAAUGAGAAGAAUCAGCCUGUUCACUUCCUGUUUAAUAACUGCCAGAAAGAAAACCGACACACAGAGGACUCAGAGGACACAGAGGACACAGAAGUCCUGAAAACAGCGUUUGAAAUGUCAUACCAGAACCGUACCAGGCUGACUGCCUGCGUCCAAAGCCUGCGAGAGAGAAUCGAGCAGUCUGAACUAGUAAAGAGAGAAAUGGAACAGAUCCAGACGGGUUUGAAGAAUCAUGAAAAAGACAUGGAGAAGAACAAGAACUUCACCAUAGAAGUUGACGAGCCAUACAAUGUUUUAGGAUCUGUCAACCUACGUGGAGGAAAGUGUCAUGUAACGAAACAUGUGAAAGAUCAGUAUAAGUAUGUGUCCAAAACAAAGAAGGUUCAGAAGACCUUGGAUGAUAUUAAAAAGAAGUAUGAGAAUGCUACAACACAAGCAAAGAAGGAGAUGAGUCUUUUGUCACAGGUUAAAAAAGAUAUUGAAGAGCUGACAGCAAAGCAGUCACAGUUGCUGGAAGAGGCGUACCAGCAUAUUGUCGAACUGGAUAAGAUCGCCCUGAAUGCCAUUUCAGCAUCCACUCUUGACAGCUUGGACCUCCUGAUUGAGAAGAUGAAGGACACAGAGAGGGUCAAGAAACUGAAGGAGAUCAAACGUAAAGUGGAUUAUAGUAAAACCCAGAAAGCAAAGCAGUACAUGAACAAAUCAUGA